Molecule: messenger RNA, 1661 nt
Organism: Labeo rohita (rohu)
Lineage: Eukaryota; Metazoa; Chordata; Actinopteri; Cypriniformes; Cyprinidae
Product: interferon-induced GTP-binding protein Mx
Exons: 9
Coding region: 80-1312 (410 amino acids)
Biological process (GO): defense response to virus
Cellular component (GO): cytoplasm; membrane; microtubule
Molecular function (GO): GTPase activity; microtubule binding; GTP binding
Source: RefSeq, a predicted model, not a curated record
CAUCUGAAAGAAGGGACAUUAUCAAGGGAAUAUUCUUAGAACUUUUUAUUCUUUUUUUCCUCUUUUCAUUUUUCAGAAAAUGUCAUUUUCAGCCGCAUUCGGUGAAAUGUCCAGUUCAGACACUUUCUCAUCUCUAGCUCAAAGAAGUGCUUAUGAUGAUAAAGAUACUGAUAUAUCUCAAAAUGAAAGUCAUAAAAUGAAGGGAGAAGUUCACAGUCAUUUAGAAAAGAGCAUUCGUCCAUACAUUGAUCUGAUUGACACUCUGCGGACAAUUGGCAUUCAGAAGGACUUAGAAUUACCAACUAUUGCAGUGAUUGGAGACCAGAGUUCUGGAAAAAGCUCUGUGUUGGAAGCGCUGUCUGGAGUUGCUUUACCAAGAGGAAGCGGAAUUGUCACCAGAUGUCCAUUAGAGUUAAGGCUGAAGAAGGUACCAGGAAUCAAAUGGAAGGCUGUUUUAACUUACAAUAACAAAACAGGUCCUAUUAAAGCCAGUCAACUGGCGAGUGUAAAGGCAGCACAGUCAACUCACAAUGAGAAGAGAAUUGAAUUUUCAGAUCCUUCAUUAGUUGAAAAACAUGUUGCAGCAGCCCAGAAUGAGCUGGCAGGUAGAGGGGUAGGAAUAUCUGAUGAGCUCAUCACUUUAGAGAUCAUGUCACCAGAUGUGUGUGACCUCACACUGAUCGAUCUACCUGGAAUCGCUCGAGUCCCAGUGGAAGGACAACCAGAGGAUAUUGGAAAACAGAUCAAACGUCUGAUCAUGACAUAUAUUAAGAGGCUUGAGACUAUAAACCUGGUUGUGGUCCCUUGUAACUCUGACAUUGCAACAACAGAAGCCUUAAAGAUGGCACAAGAAGUAGAUCCUGAUGGCAUAAGAACAGUCGCCAUUUUGACCAAGCCAGACCUCAUAGACAAGGGAACAGAGAAGAACAUUCUGGCCAUUGUCUACAACAAAGUGAUUCCUCUCCGCAAAGGUUACAUCAUGGUGAAGUGUAGAGGACAACAGCAGAUCGAUGAUAAAAUUUCUCUAGAGGAGGCGGCACAAAUGGAGAGAGAUUUCUUCCAAAACCAUGACUAUUUCAGAUGCCUCUUGGAAGAGGAUAAAGUGACUAUUAAAUCCCUUGCCAUCAAACUGACUAACGAUCUUGUUGAUCAUAUCAAAAAAUCACUGCCACAGCUCCAUAAGCAAGUAAAAAACCAGUUGUGGAGUGUGAAGAGUGCACUUAAGAACUAUGAGGAUGGACCUCCAGAAGACCAUGACAAAGCCAAGGAUUUCCUCAUUAAAGUAGGACCUCAAGACAUCAAGUCUUCUUGAUUCUGAAAAUUAUAAUUAUGGCUUCAAGCAUCAAAACAUUUCUUGAACAGAAUAUGCAUCUUGUGAUACAGACAGUUCAUGAAAUUAGCUGCCCCUUAAAAAUAGAUAAACUUAGAAUUCAGAAGUCAGAACAGGUUAUAACCUCACAAAUUCUGAGAAAGAAAAGGUUUUUAUUGCAAGAUAUAAACUGCAAUAGUGAUUAAUAAUGUUGCAAUUACAAGCAAUUUUUACGAGCAUGUCUCAUUCUGAUUCAUUAGAUGUUCGCUGUUAACAGCCCCUGAAAAUCCUCUGUUUACAUAAUACCUCUUUUACCUUCCCAACAAUUCCUGAAUAAUGGUAAUGUAACAGG